CACUAAACGACCUCCCUGCCCCUCGCUACUGUGGCUGGGCCGCCACAUCCGCCUGCGGCUGCUGCACGGCCCACCAUCGCAAAUCGCACGUAUUGAGUGUGCCUCUGCUGAAAACCCCACGUACCACCAACCUGACCUCACAGCGCAACUCUUUUCUACCAAAUCCUCAGUUUCCCACCACCCCAGUCAUUUCGAAUCGUUUGCCUUGACUAUCGCCUCCUUACUGAUCUACCUUGCUCCUCUGCGAUCUCGAAUACCGACCGGAAGCACUCUAAGAUGGCCACAUUUCGCCGAUUUCGUCCCGACGACGUGAACAAGUUCUCCAAGUGCAACCUCGACCCGCUCACAGAAACAUACGAGCUCAACUUCUACCUCCAGUACCAUGCGAAAUGGCCUUCCCUCUUCCAGGUGUGCGAAGAUAUAGAUGGGAAUAUCAUGGGAUAUAUCAUGGGCAAAGUGGAAUCAUCCCCUGAUGCGUACAAGUUUUCCGAACACUACCUCCCGUGGCAUGCGCACAUCACCGCCCUCACUGUAGCGCCCGAGGCCCGAAGAUCUGGCAUUGGGAAAAUCUUGACCGAGCAGCUCGAGCUUGCCGCCGACGCGAACAAUGCUUGGUUUGUCGACCUGUUCGUCCGAAGCAGCAACCACCGCGCCAUCACUUUCUACAAGAACCUAGGCUACAGUGUUUUCCGCGUAGUCAAAGAUUACUACGGUGAGCAUGCGAUGGACCCGACCAAGUCAGGAGAGGAUGCCUUCGACAUGCGAAAGCCCAUGAAGCGGGAUAAGGACCACCAGCAUAUUCGGGACGAUGGAGAAAACCACGAAGUUGAGCCAGAAGAUGUCUGGUAAGGUCGUGUUUUGGAUCGUAUAUUGUCCCCCCAAACCUCCUCCCC
Ilyonectria robusta is the source of this 893-nucleotide messenger RNA. RefSeq names its product acyl-CoA N-acyltransferase. NCBI's taxonomy places the organism in Eukaryota, Fungi, Ascomycota, Sordariomycetes, Hypocreales, Nectriaceae. The transcript is spliced from 2 exons. Gene Ontology annotation, biological process: N-terminal peptidyl-methionine acetylation. The coding region runs from base 277 to 849 and encodes 190 amino acids. The record is from RefSeq and is a predicted model, not a curated record. Gene Ontology annotation, molecular function: protein-N-terminal amino-acid acetyltransferase activity. Gene Ontology annotation, cellular component: NatB complex.